Trypanosoma rangeli is the source of this 1017-nucleotide messenger RNA. RefSeq lists its product as uncharacterized. The record is from RefSeq and is a predicted model, not a curated record. Bases 1 to 1017 code for a protein of 338 amino acids. The transcript has a single exon. Lineage: Eukaryota; Euglenozoa; Kinetoplastea; Trypanosomatida; Trypanosomatidae.
AUGUCUGAGGGGCUCCUGACACAGUGGCGCGACCGCGUGGUGGAGGCGGAGACGGAAAUCAGCGUAGUGCAGGAGGACAUUGGCGCCCUUCUGAACCGACGCAAGGAGCUCAAGCAGGACAUAUCCCGCUAUGACAGGCUCGUGCAGCGGGAGAAGCAGGAGAUGCUGAAGCGGUUGGAGGAGGUUGAGGCUCAGGCGCAGGAGCUGGAGGAUGGAUGUCAAAAAACCCUGCAGCAAAAGGCGCGUGCGGAGGAGGCGUACGUUCAGACUCUGGACAACUACGAGUCAAUGCACGACACUGUGAAGGAAAUACAACGUGAGGAGCAGCAGCUGCAGGAGCGGGAAGAUGUGGAGGCCGUGCUGCAGCAGGAGAGCCUUGCGUGGGCAGAGGAGGAGCGCGACCUGCGCACAAAGCUGCACGCGCUACAGAGCGCCCUUAGGGGGGCACGGAAGGAGCGCCACGAGGAGGUGACGGCGCUCAACACGGAACUGGCAUCCGCGGAGCGACAGCUGCUACAGGUGCGAAGCGAGCGCCAAGGAGAGAUGCAGGCGCAGCAUCAGCAAAUGCAACCGGCAAAGCGCAACCGUCAUGGGACAUCGCACGUCUCCACGCCGCGCGCCGUUUCCGCGACGGCGGAUGCCAACUACAAGGAGCAGCAGUUCAUUGCAGCGAACGCAUCUACUAGUAUCCCGACUCGGCAGCUGCGUUCAUGCCUGAAGAACUCAAACGCCACGGCUGACAGUUAUUCGUUGAACGACGCGAAGACGCAGGCUGGCAACAACACGAACACCACCAGUAUUAACGGCGUUUACCAAAAUGUUUCUGCCCCACAUUAUAAAUCUGCGCCAGCCUCAAGAGCCGUAUCGCAGUCCUUGGUGGCAGGUGAUGAUGCUGUAGCUGGCGGCGUUGGUUCCACCCCCACGAGGCCGCACCGGGCGUACUCGUACGCCGCAGGAAAGAAGCUAGGCGGCACGAAGCGUGACGUUCUUCUACUGGGCGAUGCGACGAACCGGUAG